Messenger RNA from Rhizophagus irregularis DAOM 181602=DAOM 197198, 1093 nucleotides. RefSeq lists its product as uncharacterized. Lineage: Eukaryota; Fungi; Glomeromycota; Glomeromycetes; Glomerales; Glomeraceae. Gene Ontology annotation, molecular function: protein binding; ATP binding; protein kinase activity. Gene Ontology annotation, biological process: protein phosphorylation. The record is from RefSeq and is a predicted model, not a curated record.
AAAAUAGAUACAUUUGGAAAUGAUAUUAUGGUAUUAGAAUAUGCAAAUGAAGGAAGCUUGAGAGAUUAUUUAAAGAAUCAAUUUUCUACACUAAAUUGGAGUCAAAAGAUUGAAAUGGCGUUAGACGUUACUCGAGGGUUGAUGUGUUUACACUCCGAGAAUAUAAUUCAUAGGAGCUUGCACGCAGAAAAUGUAUUAGUUAAUGAUGGUAAAUUAAAGAUCUCUGACCUUGCACAUUCUGCACAACAGUUUGAAGAUUUAACAUUAUCAAAAGUGCAUGUGAUGGUAGAAUACGCUGAUCCAAAAUAUCUUUUUGAUCCCGUGAAUUAUAAACUUAGUAUGAAAUCCGAUAUUUAUAGCUUAAGUAUUCUUUUGUGGGAAUUAUCAAGUGGACGUCCUCCGUACUCGAAAGUUCAAAAAUCUCAUAACAAAUUAAGACACGAUAUUCUUAACGGCCUGAGAGAAAUACCUGUUGAAAAUACACCCAUAAAGUAUCAACAGCUUUAUCAAAAGUGUUGGAAAGAAAGUCUUAACCAAAGAUCAAAUAUUUUUGAAGUUUUUGAAGUUUUAAGUCAAUUAAAGUUUGAGAAUAUAGGUGAGGCCAUUGUAGAAAAUGUAGACGAUGUAGAAGAUGAGUCAACUGAUCAGGAAAUAAUUCAAAAAUUGAAGUUAAACCAUGGAUUAUUCUUGAAUGAUUACACUGUGCAACCUAGCGAACAAGCUAUUUAUGAUGAUAAUGGUGAAUUAGAUGUAGAUUUAUAUGAUGAACCUUUAGUAUAUACGGACAUCAAUUUAUCUUUUGAUGAUAAUUUUGAUAAUAAUUUCGAAACUUCCUUUCAACCUUAUGAUGCUUGUAUCAAUUUUCCAUUUGCUAAAGUCUCUUUUAAUGGGGAUUUAUUAGGUACCUUUUUGAAUUAUGAGAAUACGGAUGGAAAAUUGAAUGAUUAUUAUGGUCAUUUUUUUUCAAAAAAAGUUUUAGUUGGCGGUCAAUUAUUUAUUAAAGAUUUGAAUACAGCUACUACAACACAAAUUCAUCUUUUAAAGAUGCAUUUAAACUGGGCAUAUAAUUUGGUUAAACGCGAAGAUCAAAAUC